UGAACGCGAAAUGUCUAAAUUACCCCUGCUGCUGCACACCUAUCCCGAUCCCCAUCCCAGCGCCAUCCAUCUGCCUCACGCUUCCACUCCAGUGGCCGCUCCUCUCCUCCCAGCGGCUUGCUCCGGCGACCGCCCCUCCUGUUGGCUGCCCGCCGCUGCAGAGCCUCCUGCGAGUGCCUCCUGCAGGGUCUGCUAGCGCCGCCGGCCAGCACUGCGCGGGGGCGUCGGGGCGGCCUGCGUGUGGGCGUGGGGGGCCUCGCUGCGCGCGCGACUGGGCGCGUGGAGGCCCCUCGCGGCGCGCGCGACUGAGGCGUGUGGAGGGCUGGAGGCCCCUCGCGGCGGGCGAGCCUGGGCCCGUGGAGGCCCCUCGCGGCACGCGUGAUCCGGCGAUUUCAGACAUAAUUGAUAGAAGAUGGAGACCCCUCGAUUCCUCAGUGACAUUUUCCCGCAGGAUCAAGCCGAUCUUUCUUGGAUUCCUAAUGGGAUGGAUGUCAAUUCGUCCUACAGACUUGCAAUGAAUAUGUUUAUGAUUCUGACGCACCACCACUUGCUCCUCCAAAGCCAAAGAGAAAGAGAGUCAAGAAAAAAGUCACUUACAACUGACUUGCACCCCCAAUUUGCUACACCACCUAGACCAAUCACUUCUAUACAAACAACCAGCCCUAUGACAAGAAGAUUGCUGGAAGUAGAACCAUUUACACCAACUAGAGCUAUUAGUUAUGUGCAAACUCCUAGCCCUGUGACAAGAAGUCGUAAGAGGGUGUUGGAACUUGAAGGAUAUAUAGAACCUGUUGCAUGUCUUGCUCUUUCUCCAGUUGCUGGCACGCCGAAGGGAAGGGUAAAGAAGUUGAAGGUAGUUAGGUCUAAGAUGAAUUAAUCUUUGUAGUGUGCUAUUCAGUUAUGACUAUGUAAUGGUAGAGUACUUGAUGGUCAAGCGUGGCUGGAGAAGGUUAUUUUGUGACCUGUUCUAUUCUGCUGUUAAAAUAUGCCAUAUGUGGCUAAAACAUGUAAGUUUAGUGACCUGUUUGGUGAAAUAUGGUGUGUUUGAAGGGGUAAGGGUAAGUCUGUCCAGAAAUUGUGUUUAUGACCUCUUUGGGCUAGAAAUGAUAUUAUAUGAGUUAUAAUGUCCUGUGGCAAA
Panicum virgatum (switchgrass) is the source of this 1138-nucleotide messenger RNA. RefSeq lists its product as uncharacterized. The transcript has 5 exons. The coding region runs from base 413 to 877 and encodes 154 amino acids. NCBI's taxonomy places the organism in Eukaryota, Viridiplantae, Streptophyta, Magnoliopsida, Poales, Poaceae. The record is from RefSeq and is a predicted model, not a curated record.